AUGACAUCUCCAAAGUUUGUCUUCUAUCUGACAUGUUUGUUCUUGGGGAAAAUGGUUCAGACGACCGAUCUGAAUUUCUCCUCAUCUGUUCAUCAAGAGAAUAGUUUUCUAUCAGUUCAAACUGGGGAAAACUUGACGUUGCAAUGUUCCUAUGAAGACGUUUUUGCAGUAAGGCUUUACUGGUAUAAACAGAUUAUUGGACAGAAACUGAGGCACAUCUCUACCUUCUACAAGUACGACAGAAAAGCAACUUUUCAUGCUGAAUUCAAGAAUCCACGCUUCACAUUGGACGCUGCAGUCGGUAAAUAUCACUUGAGGAUAACAGAUCUGCAAAUUUCGGACUCAGCUACUUACUACUGCGCAAGUAGCUAUACAGUCGACUUGGAUUUCAAGGAGGGCACUUUUGUCAGUGUAAAGGAUUCAGGUUUGAACGUCGCAGCUUUGGUCCAUCAGUCAGCAUCUGAGACCAUCCAGACAGGAGGCUCUGUGACUCUGAACUGUACAGUUCACACUGGGACCUGUGAUGGACAACACAGUGUUUACUGGUUCAAAGACUCUGAAGCAUCUCAUCCAGGACUCAUUUACACUGAUGGAGGCAGGAAUGAUCAGUGUGAGAGGAAACCCAACACACAGACACACACCUGUGUCUACAACCUGCCGAUGAAGAGCCUGAAUCCGUCUCAUGCUGGGACUUACUACUGUGCUGUUGCCUCGUGUGGACACAUACUGUUUGGAGACGGGACCAAGCUGGACUUUGAGGAUGAGGAGGACUCUCUUGUCUUGGUGUAUUUCUUGAGUGGAGCUUUAGCAUUCACUAUCAUCCUGAGUGUCUUACUGGUUUUCUUACUGUGCAUGAUGAACAAGAGAAACCGCUGUGAAUGUACAGAGUCUCAUGCAAGAUGUUCAGCUCCCACCACAACAAAUGCAGAGGGUUACCAACAUGCAGAAAUCCUGUAUUAUGCGUCUUUAAGUGUCCACCUGCACAACGGAUCAAGAAGACAGAGGGAUCAGACCUGGAGUGAAUGUGUGUACUACAGCGUGAAGCAGUAGAACUGGACAAAUUACAUUUGUACUUUUGAGCAAGACAGUGUUUUCUCUUUUAAAGUGAAAUGGAGAUUUAUAUCUUAGUUGGAAAUCAAUAGGAUUUUAUAUCGUCUUCGUAGUCUGCAGCCAAU
Messenger RNA from Anarrhichthys ocellatus (wolf-eel), 1175 nucleotides. RefSeq lists its product as uncharacterized. The record is from RefSeq and is a predicted model, not a curated record. The coding region runs from base 1 to 1050 and encodes 349 amino acids. Gene Ontology annotation, biological process: response to bacterium. Lineage: Eukaryota; Metazoa; Chordata; Actinopteri; Perciformes; Anarhichadidae. The transcript has 5 exons.